AUGACUGGAUCUAUGAAUUCGAGACGAUAUUUUCAGGCAGGAUCCAUUUUAGUCAUUGGAAAAGUAUUGGUCACUGGCGGACAUAAUGGUAGUUUCGCUCUAGAUAAUGCUGAACAGUAUGAUCCAUCCACAGGCAGUUGGACAACAACAGGAAGCAUGAGUUUUGCACGAACUUCGCAUAUAACAUCUAUACUACCUAACGGAAAAGUGUUGGUCACUGCUGGACAUGCCAGUAGUGGUCUUAGUCUUGAUAGUGCUGAACUGUUUGAUCCAUCACUCGGUAGUUGGACGACAACAGGAAAUUUGAAUGGUGCACGAUUCGGACACACAGCAUCUAUUUUAUCGAAUGGAAAAGUAUUAGCUACUGGUGGACGUAAUGGUGGUGCUCUGAAUACUGCUGAACUUUAUGAUCUGUCGACUGGUAAUUGGACAACAACCGGAAAUAUGAAUAACGCACGGUAUGACCAUACAGCAUCUAUUUUACCUGAUGGAAAAGUACUAGUUACUGGUGGAUAUGGUAGUGGUUAUCUGAAUAGCUCCGAAGUAUAUGAUUCGUCGACAGGUCUUUGGACCACUACAGGAAAUAUGCAUGCUGUACGAUAUCAGCAUACAGCAUCGACUUUAUUCAAUGGAAAUGUAUUAGUAGCUGGUGGAAAGGAUAGCAGUGGUACUGUUCUAAGUAGUGUUGAACUGUAUGAUCCGUCAACUGGUGUUUGGACAACAACCGGAAAUAUGAAUAACCCACGACUGUGGCAUACAGCAUCCGUUUUAUCAAAUGGAAAGGUGUUGAUUACAGGUGGAUAUAAUGGUUUUAAUUAUCUCAACACCACUGAAUUGUAUGAUUCACUUACAGGCAGUUGGACAACAGCAGGCAGUAUGAAUGUUGUACGAUCGUUGCAUACAGCAUUCGUAUUAUCGAAUGGAAAAGUGUUAAUUGCUGGUGGAUAUGAUGGUACUAAUUAUCUAAACACCGCUGAAUUGUAUUGA
This is a messenger RNA of Adineta ricciae, 987 nucleotides long. The record is from the annotation of a GenBank genome assembly. Lineage: Eukaryota; Metazoa; Rotifera; Eurotatoria; Adinetida; Adinetidae.